This is a messenger RNA of Sclerotinia borealis F-4128, 1848 nucleotides long. The record is from the annotation of a GenBank genome assembly. NCBI's taxonomy places the organism in Eukaryota, Fungi, Ascomycota, Leotiomycetes, Helotiales, Sclerotiniaceae.
AUGGCGUGGAGGCAACAAGGAAGUACCGGAUCGAACAACAUCCCCUUGGGAAAUCGUCGACGCUUCCCUAACGAGGGUGGAACUUCUCAAGAUGAAGGCUACAGUCCUGUUCAAUCUUCCAAUAAUCAACAUGAUUCCAGUAUCAAGCGUGGACGAAGCCCUACUGUGAAGUCUGAAGAACCUGCAGGCGAUGGAGAUGGAUCUCGACGCCGCAAGAAGAGAAAUCGUUGGGGUGAUGCGACUGAGAAUAAGGCUGCAGGUCUGAUGGGACUUCCAACCGCGAUUAUGGCGAACAUGACAAGCGAGCAACUCGAAGCUUAUACUUUACAUUUCCGUAUCGACGAAAUUACUCAAAAAUUGAGAAUCGAUGAUGUUGUUCCAGCGGAUGGCGACAGAUCACCUUCUCCUGCUCCCCAAUACGAUAACUUUGGUCGCCGUGUCAAUACUCGAGAAUACAGAUACAGAAAGAGGCUCGAAGACGAGAGACACAAAUUGAUUGACAAGGCUAUGAAAGUCAUUCCUAACUAUCAUCCACCACAAGAUUAUCGCCGUCCCACUAAGACUCAAGAGAAAGUCUAUGUGCCAGUCAAUGACUACCCAGAAAUUAACUUCAUUGGUUUACUUAUCGGUCCCCGUGGCAAUACAUUGAAGAAAAUGGAGACAGAAUCUCAAGCCAAAAUUGCUAUCCGUGGAAAAGGAUCCGUCAAGGAAGGAAAAGGUCGAUCCGAUGCAGCCCACACUAGCAACCAGGAGGAGGAUCUCCAUUGUUUGAUCAUGGCAGAUACAGAGGAGAAGGUCGAGAAGGCAAAGAAGUUGAUUCACAACAUCAUUGAAACAGCUGCCUCUAUUCCCGAAGGUCAAAAUGAGCUGAAGCGUAACCAACUUCGUGAACUCGCUGCUCUUAACGGUACGCUCCGUGAUGAUGAGAACCAAGCUUGCCAAAACUGUGGUGAAAUUGGCCACCGAAAGUACGACUGUCCACAACAACGUAACUUCACUGCCAAUAUUAUCUGUCGCGUUUGUGGUAACGCUGGACAUAUGGCUAGAGAUUGCCCAGAUAGACCACGCGGUGCCAAUUGGCGCAACGAUGGUCCACCUGGUCCAGGUGCUGUUCCAGGUCAAGGCCGUCUUGGCUCUGGCGAUGCUGUUGACCGUGAAUAUGAGCAACUUAUGCAAGAACUCUCCGGCGGUGCCCCUGCUGAAGGAGAUGCUCCUCGUCGUAUCGAAUCUGGACCGUCUGGACCGUCUGGACCAUCUGGACCAUCUGCUUAUGAUCAAGGUCCUUCCAACGGUCAAGAAGAUGUCAAACCAUGGCAACGAGGCCCAACAAAUGCUCCUGCUCCAUGGCAGAAAGGGAAUGAUGUUCGCGAUUCGGCACCUUCCGGACCGGCUCCAUGGGCUCGACGAGGAGGUGACGAUAGAGAUAGAGGAGGCUAUCAGAAUGGCUACAACGCACCAUCCGGACCUUCCGCACCAUCUGCACCAUCCGGACCAUCCGCUCCUUGGGCAAAACAACAACAACAACAACAACAACCAGCCCCUCCAACUGGCCCAUCUGCCUAUCCUCCUGGUCAAAAUGGUGGCUAUGGUGGAUAUGCUCCUGGUUAUGGUAGCUAUCCUACUGAGCAACCCCCAAUGGGUGCUCCCCCUGGUCUUAACAUGCCCGGAGUUUCAACUGGAGCCCCACCUGGGUUGAGCAGUGCUAGUAUUAACGCUCUCCUUCAACAAUAUGCCAAUUCUCCGCCACCACCUCCUCCCUCCGGUGCUGCCCCUCCUCCACCUCCCCCAGGAAAUGCUCCUCCGCCGCCGCCCAGCGAUCAGCCACCACCGCCUCCACCCGGAAACUAA